UGUAGAUAACACAUGUCCUGGGUGAUCAGAGAGAGCAGAGUCCAGCGCGCUUGCCCACUGCUGUGUCAUCUUCCAGAUCUGACACUGCUUUUGUCAGUUCUGUGGUCAUGAGGACUCUUCUGCUAACUUCGGUUGUGCUGCUGCUCUUGUUUCAGGUGAUUCCAGGAAAACAUCCCAUCCUUCGAUGCAUGGGCAACACUGGUGUCUGUAGACCCUCUUGCAAAAAGAAUGAGCAGCCCUACUACUACUGCAGAAAUUAUCAACCAUGCUGCCUCCAGUCCUACAUGAGGAUAAGCAUCACUGGUGCAGAAGGAAAUAAUGAUUGGUCCUAUGGGAACCACUGGCCCAAGAUACCUUGAAUGCUGGCCGCAACAGUCCUCCACCUUUCUGGGAACGCAGAGCUGCUGUUUAUUCCCCUGAUUAAAAUUUAUGCACUUGC
This is a messenger RNA of Fukomys damarensis (Damara mole-rat), 439 nucleotides long. Its product is annotated as beta-defensin 119. Lineage: Eukaryota; Metazoa; Chordata; Mammalia; Rodentia; Bathyergidae. Gene Ontology annotation, biological process: defense response to Gram-positive bacterium; defense response to Gram-negative bacterium; antifungal innate immune response. Bases 108 to 359 code for a protein of 83 amino acids. The transcript is spliced from 2 exons. The record is from RefSeq and is a predicted model, not a curated record. Gene Ontology annotation, cellular component: extracellular region. Gene Ontology annotation, molecular function: lipopolysaccharide binding.